Messenger RNA from Linnemannia hyalina, 1461 nucleotides. NCBI's taxonomy places the organism in Eukaryota, Fungi, Mortierellomycota, Mortierellomycetes, Mortierellales, Mortierellaceae. The record is from the annotation of a GenBank genome assembly.
AUGGCUGACAAAAUUCAACUUUUAAAGGACCAGCCCCGAUACUUUGGUGACACAACUCAGCUCAAUAAGGAGAUGCUUUGUAGGAAAACGUCUUCCGACGAGUCUCAUGACCAGGCGGCAGACGAUUACUUUUUUGACACUCCUGUCCGUCAAUGGUCAGUUCGUGAUUUUCUCAAGAAUCACAGCGACUCCACUCCGUUCAUUGCGGGCCUCGACAAGAUCAGAAGACGCCAUUCAGUGGACAAAGCGAUCCGGAACUACGCCACUUCGUGGUUCAAGUUUAUGGAAGGUGACUUGGGCAAGCUGCGUUUGGAAGCAUUCGCGGCGGAGACCAAAACCAGCGUCACUAGCGGCAUCAUUGUCGAGGAGGAGCGUCUCUUGGCACAACAACGUCUCCGCGGCCAUCUACGCGAGGCGACUGCAAAGGCCCUGGUACAGCAUGAACCAGUCCACACGAUACCUCUUUUGAGGAAGAGAGGGCGAGAGGUGGAAACGGAAGUACAGGCGAAAGAGGACGGCUCCGUCAAUAGUCCGACUUACAAGAAGAGCGCGAUCAGCCUAUUCGAGGAGGAUUCUCUGGACGGCGGUAGCCUCGUGGACGAAAAAGAUGAGGAUGCCGUAACUUUGGUUCAAAAGCGCUCCCACCACCCGCUCAACAUGGUCUUCGACUGCCAACGAUUCUCCUUCGCCUGUGUCGUGGGCGAGCAGGAUGUUUCAAGGCGGUUCACGGACUACUACUUGGAAGCAGUGGCACUGCCUUACGACUACCACAGCUUCGAGGACUUUCUCGCAACAGGAGGGAUCCUCUUUCUAGGAGGUAAGCCCACACGCUUGCAGGAGCAGCACUUCGGGGAAGAUUUCGAGAGGUUGCAUAAGGCUGUGAUCUUGGGGAUUGAGCCCAAUAAGGACAAGGAUAUGCUGGCAAACCAAGAAGAUCAGGCAGUCGAAUUCUGCCAGGCCGCGCGGAAUACCUUUCGGAAGGCUGAGCGCAACGUUGGCUCGGAUCAAGCCCGCAAGCUGCUCAAGCAGCGCAUAGCGCAGGAAGAGGACUCACCCUUGAAGGAUCUUUACGAGUACGCCGCUAAAUUACCCAAGAAUUGCCAACCGCGAAUCUUGGAUGAACUCGUGACCAGGAUGGAGAUCACUGAGGAGGCCCAGGUGUUGUUCUUUCAGGUCAUCGGAAAGAAAUGUACUUUCUACGCCAUGAGACGGUCGGGGACUGUGUGUGUUGCGGUGGAGAUAGCCAAAAUCAAGAUUGCGUACACUAUAUCUGAUGUGUUGGCUGGGUUCGAGGAAGAUGUCCGAGGUUGGCUUCUUGUUGACAGGACCUUCCAGAACCUCGUCUCUACCCUUAAAUCAGCAAUGCCACGGAAGCCACAUAGCCCUCCGCCUCCUGUCUUCGCUGGGCUCCGCACCCCGCGAUCUCGCCGCAUGAGCCGAGACACUCAUCGUCCCUUGUAA